UCUCGCUCCAGCAGUCCUGAAGACUCUGAGACCAGCGGAUUCAGCUCUGGCUCAGACCACCUCUGUGACAUGCUGUCCACUUUGCGGAUUUCCCCUCCCCUGCCGUAUCUCGCAUCCAACAUGCAGAAGGAUCUGCUGCGACUGGGCUCCCGUCUGGACCCCCAGGACUCCAGUUCUCCUCUGACACCGCCAUCCAGUGCCAGCCCCGCCUCAGCCGUCUCCCGCCGCUGGCGUAGCGGCUCUCCCUGGCCUGGCGCCGAUACGCUCGACCAGUCGGACGACACGUUCAGUAUCGAGAGGGAGGCGCGCCUGCACAGACAGGCUGCAGCCGUGAAUGAGGCCACGUUCACCUGGAGCGGUCAGCUGCCUCCCAGGAACAACAAGGAUCCUCUGUACUCCUGCAAGGUCUUUCUUGGUGGCGUCCCCUGGGACAUCACAGAGGCCGGCCUGAUCAACACCUUCAGUGGCUACGGCCCGCUGACUGUGGAGUGGCCUGGUAAGGAUGGAAAGCACCCUCGCUGUCCUCCCAAAGGUAAUGUGGCUAAAGGUUACGUUUACUUGGUGUUCGAGAACGAGAAGUCUGUGCGGGCGUUGCUGCAUGCCUGCUCCCAGGACCCGUUUCACCCCGAGGACAACCGAGAGUACUACUUCAAGAUGUCAAGCCGCAGGAUGAGAUGCAAGGAUGUGCAGGUGAUCCCCUGGGUGAUCUCGGACAGUAACUACGUGCGCUGCCCCGCCCAGCGCUUGGACCCCAGUAAGACGGUGUUUGUUGGUGCGCUGCACGGCAUGCUGAACGCGGAGGCGCUGGCCAGCAUCAUGAACGACCUUUUCGGAGGCGUCAUGUACGCUGGCAUCGACACGGACAAGCACAAGUACCCCAUAGGCUCUGGACGUGUCACUUUUAACAAUCAGCGCAGUUACCUGAAGGCUGUGUGUGCAGCGUUUGUGGAGAUCAAAACCCCGAAGUUUACAAAGAAGGUCCAGAUCGACCCGUACCUGGAAGACUCCAUGUGUCAAGUUUGCCUUCGCCAACCUGGACCUUUCUUCUGCAGAGACCAGGCCUGCUUCAAGUACUACUGCCGCCGCUCUUGCUGGCUGCAGCACUCCAUGGACAUCUUGAGCAACCAUCGGCCCCUCAUGCGCAACCAGAAGAACAGGGACUCCAGCUAGAGCAGAUGGAUCCGAACGCUCUGAAGGGCCAGAGGAAGAGCCCCCCACCCCCCUCGACCGGGCGAGGCUGCCCGCCACGAAGAGCACGUGUGCCAG
Plectropomus leopardus (leopard coralgrouper) is the source of this 1266-nucleotide messenger RNA. Lineage: Eukaryota; Metazoa; Chordata; Actinopteri; Perciformes; Serranidae. The record is from RefSeq and is a predicted model, not a curated record.